AUGUCCGGUUUUCCGUCAAUUCAGAAGCGGCACCUGCUUGAGCUGAGCUCGCUGUCGCCGUGGGAGCAGGAUCAGGAUCAGGACCAGGAGGUCGCGGAGGGUGCGGAGGGCAAGGUGUCGCGUCGGCGGCGCAUCUCGUCGAGCAGCGAGCGGCAGUUGCGCGGCGGGCAGUGGCGGCCCGACGGCGAGCUCGAGUUCCGGCCCGAGUACCGCGACUCGUUUUGCGCGGCGGCCGCGUACGAGGCCGCGAAGCACGCGUGCGCCUCGCCGCGACCCUUCGCCCGGCGCUGCUCGUCUCGCACCAAGAGUCGCACGCCGGUCGCCGCCGCCGAACGAAAGCUGUCGAGCUGCAGACUCGACUUCCACUCGUGCGAGGACCUCGGUGCGGCCAACAACUCCGAGUCUGCCGACGCCUACCGGCCCUGGCGAACUGACCAAGCCACGAGACCGCCACUCAGGAGGCUCUCGACCACCCUCUGCCUCACCGGCGAAAGACAGUUCGAAUCCGAGUACGCCCUCAGCUUUGGACACAAGUUUGGUGUCGAGGAAGCGAUGGAUGCGACGCCCGAGUACCGAUCCGCGUUCGUGGACUUCCCGCGGCAGCGUCCGGUGGUGCGGAAGCCCAAGGAGAGCCUCCUGCUGAGGUCCGAGGAGCGCGAGUCGCCGCGGCGGCGUCGGCCGGACUCGCUGCAGCUGCUCGAGCGGCCGGCGUCGGUGCACGCCAACUUCUCCACGCCCUCGUUCGACCCUGACGUCAGACCUGAGUACCAGGACUCGUUCAAGGACUUCCCCAGGCGACGGCCUGACGUCCCCCGGCCGCCCGCCAGUCUCACCCCCGAGGGCGCCUGGUUCGGACGCAGCGCCGAGUACAAGGCGAGUUUCGUCGAGUUUCCGCGGCACCGGCCGGAAGUGCGUCGGCACGUGGCGUCGCUGCGCAGCGGCGGAAUGGUGGACACGUGCGUGCCGACCAAGUUCAUGAACACGAAGAAGGCGUCGCCGACCAAGCCACCGCCACCGGGCCUCGAGUUUGACAAGUCGCCGAUGGACGCGAGCCCCGAGUACCGCGACCUUUACCGCGACUUUCCGCGCCGCAGGCCGCAGCUGCACAAACCACCCUCUGGACUUUACACAGAGGGCGACUUCUGCGACGCGAAUGAAUACACGGAAAAUUACAAGGAUUCGCCUCGGAUGCGACCGAAGGUGGUGAAGCCGUCAUCGAACCUGAUGCCAGAGGGCGAGUUUAUCUCUUCGCCUGAGUACAAGGAGAACUACAAGGACUUUCCGCGGAAACGGCCUGAAGUGAAGAAGCCCCCGCCAGGACUCAAGCCAGAGGGCGAACUCAUGGAGAAAUCCCCGGAAUACAAGGAAGCCUACAAGGACUUUCCUCGUCAGCGUCCGAAGACGCCGCGUCCGUCAGACAGUCUGAAGCCAGAGGGGGGCGUGGAGGACCUGCAGCCCGAGUACCGCACCGAGUUCGUCGACCACCCGCGACAGCGUCCGGAAGUGCCGCGUCCCGAGACGACCCUGCGCCCCCGCGGGCCGUGGCUGGGCCGCUUCCCCGAGUACCGGGCCGCGUUCAUCGACCUGCCCCGCCAGCGGCCGGUGACCCCGCGGCCCCUCAGCCACCUCAACUCGGACACCCUGGGCGGAGGCUACGUGCCGCAGUUCGCAGACAAGGCCAGGGCCAGCUCGGCCGGCCCCGCGGGCCCCGCGGGCCACGCCCACCAAAGAUCACCCUCUCCACAAAAGCGUGGGAGGAGCAGAAAGAAGAAAAAGUCGGCAUCGUCUGCCGACAAAAGCGAACCAGAGAAGCUGCAGCCGCCGCCACCGCCGCCGUCGCAGCCUCCCCAACAGGAGCAGCAGCAACCCGAGACACAAAGGCAGGAACCUGCUUCUGCUCCCGAGCCGCAGACGUCGCCUCCCAGGACUUCAAAUAAAGCCUUGCCGUCAGACCUUCCUCCGCACAUUAAAAGCGGCGAGCCGGAGAAACUUGACCCAACCACUCCUCACGCAUACAAGACGCGUCGUUCGCCGAUCCGGAUCGCGCCGUCUGCUGUGUCAGCGUACCGAGUGCUGGAGGUGUGCGGCGUGGCGCCGCCAGAGGGCGACGACGCCGACAAGGGCCGCGAGCCCGGCGACGGCAAGUGGGGCUCCGGCUGGCUGGCCCGCCACCACUCACGCGCCUGAUCAUCCAUCGACCACUCUCUCUAUGCUCUAUAUUGAGAAAUAAUAAUAAUAAUAAAAUUGCAACCCCUUCAAUGUGAUACGUGAGUCAUCCGGGAAUCCUAAAAUGUGCUUCGGAGAUUGU
Molecule: messenger RNA, 2308 nt
Organism: Cloeon dipterum
Lineage: Eukaryota; Metazoa; Arthropoda; Insecta; Ephemeroptera; Baetidae
Product: serine/arginine repetitive matrix protein 1-like
Exons: 8
Coding region: 1-2187 (728 amino acids)
Source: RefSeq, a predicted model, not a curated record